This is a messenger RNA of Prunus persica (peach), 1812 nucleotides long. RefSeq lists its product as uncharacterized. Bases 1 to 1812 code for a protein of 603 amino acids. NCBI's taxonomy places the organism in Eukaryota, Viridiplantae, Streptophyta, Magnoliopsida, Rosales, Rosaceae. The transcript has 3 exons. The record is from RefSeq and is a predicted model, not a curated record. Gene Ontology annotation, biological process: DNA integration. Gene Ontology annotation, molecular function: RNA-DNA hybrid ribonuclease activity; nucleic acid binding.
AUGCCUGGCAUCGAUCCCCAGAUCAUCUGCCAUCGCUUACACGUCAACCCAGCCAUCAAACCUGUAGCGCAGAAGAGACGUAACUUCGCCCCCGAGCGGGUUGCCAUCAUUGAAACCGAGAUCGAUAAGCUUCUAGCUGCUGGUUUCAUCGAAGAAGUCUCCUACGCAGAAUGGCUGGCGAACAUUGUUCUAGUGGCAAAAAAAGAUAAAGGUCUGUGGAGAGUGUGCGUCGACUACACCGACCUCAACAAGGCAUGCCCUAAAGACAACUUUCCACUGCCUAGAAUUGAUCAGCUCGUCGAUUCAACUUCCGACGGAGCAUCAAAUCAUAAAGGAUCAGGGGCAGGCGUCGUCAUAACCACCCCAGAUGGAACCUUGUUGGAACAAGCCAUCACACUAGGCUUUUCUGCUUCAAACAACGAGGCAGAAUAUGAGGCAUUGCUCGCAGGAUUGUGCCUAGCAAAAGAACUGACGAUCAAGAGAUUAGCCAUCUACUCAGACUCCCAACUGAUCACGAAUCAAGCCUCAGGCGAGUAUAUGGCAAAGCAUCCAAGAAUGAUCCAGUACCUCGACAAAGUCCAAGGACUUCUGAAAGAAUUUCCUACUUUCACCAUCCAACAAGUUCCACGGACAGAGAACACUCAUGCAGAUGCGUUGGCAAGCCUAGGAUCAUCACUGGACACCCAAUUCAGACGCUCCAUCCUAGUUGAACACCUUGACCGACCAAGCAUCGAAGAAAUAGAGCCAAUCGACUCAAUGCAGAUCGAUGAAGACCCCAGCUGGCAAGACCCCAUCAUCGACUACCUAGUGAAUGGAAAUCUGCCAACGGAUAAGUCCGAAGCUAGGAAGGUCCAACAGAAAGCCGCGAGAUAUUACAUGCAGGGCGACAAGCUCAUUCGCAGAUCAUACUCCGGCCCUCAUCUCACUUGCAUAAAGUACCCUCAAACACUUGAGGUCCUUUGCAAAAUUCAUGACGGCGAGUGUGGCAACCACUCUGGGGGCAGGUCACUCGCCCAGAAGGCUCUAAACGUAGGCUAUUUCUGGCCUACUAUGCGCCAUGACUCUACUGAAUAUGUCAAAAGAUGUGAUCGCUGCCAACGGUACAAACCAGUUCCUAGUCUGCCUGCCGAAAUCUACCAUCCGCAGAACAGUCCGUGGCCAUUCAUGCAAUGGGCCAUCGACUUGAUCACUGCCUUCUACAAAAAGUACGGCAUCAAGCAGCAUUUAUCUACCCCAAGAUAUCCUCAAGGCAACGGCCAGGCCGAGGCAUCCAAUAAAAUAAUAUUGGACUGUCUAAAGAAGAGAUUAGAAGGCGCCGAAGGAAAAUGGGUAGAUGAGCUCCCUGGCGUACUAUGGGCUUAUCGCACCACCAAGCGAAGAUCAACUGGCGAAACCCCGUUUUCCCUCGCCUAUGGAACUGAAGCGAUCAUUCCUCCUCACAUCACUGUCCCUUCUAUAGGCAUCGAAGUGGGCAGUAUUGAGCAGAACUCCGAGCAGAUGAGACUCAACCUUGACUUACUUGAAGGCGAGCGCGAGAAGGCCAUUGUCCGAGUCGCCUCCUAUCAACAGCGGUUGAAGUCUUACUACGACAAAAGAGCCAAGAUCAGACAAUUUCAACCAGGCGACCUUGUCCUAAGAAAGGCCUUCAUCACUGCACAAAGACAAGGAUCUAAAAAGAUGAAACCCAAUUGGGAAGGCCCUUACAUAAUCAGCCGGUCCGGGGGCAGAGGAAGCUAUACGCUUGACACCAUGGAAGGGAAGGAGAUUCCGCGACAAUGGAACGCCUACCAUCUCCAAAGAUAUUAUCCAUGA